UAUUUCUUUUUAAAAAGCUGUGAGAAAUUUUUAAUUCAUAUUUUGCCCAUACCUGUCGUUGUAGUCGCACAUGUUUUGAAGUGUUAUGAACACUUUAAGCAUUUUUCUCUUGUAAGGAUCCUAGAUUCAAGGAUUUUAAUGGUUGUUUAGAUUUAUCGGCAAGAAAAGGAUUGUUUGUUGUAAGAAUUUUUUUGUGUAGAUGAAAAUUAAAUAAUAGUUUGUUAUUAUUUGCAGUAUUUUAAGUUUUAUUAACAAAAAAUGGAAACUAAACCAAAGAAUGAAUAUUUACUUGCUUUAAAAGUUAUGAGAUUGACAAGACCAACCCUUGCCAGUCCCACAGUUGUUACUUGUGACUCAACAGAUUUACCAAGUAAUACACUCAACAAUGAAUUAAAAAAUGAUUGUACAGCGUUACAAGGAAUGGAGACACUUGCUAUUGGGCAAUUUAUGGUAUUACCACAGAGUUUUGGAAAUAUAUAUCUAGGAGAAAUAUUUUCUAGUUAUUUAUGUGUACAUAAUGGUAGCAAUCAAGUAGUUAAAAAUGUAACCGUCAAAGCAGAUUUACAAACGAGUACCCAAAUUAUUUCACUCUCAUCAGGGAAUUCGAUGGUUAAAGAAUUAGCUGCUGAUGAUACAGUAGAUGAGGUUAUUCAUCACGAAGUUAAAGAGAUAGGAACGCAUAUAUUGGUUUGCGAAGUUAGCUAUAUGCCUGCUAAUUCGAUGGGCCCUCCACAAUCGUUCAGAAAAUAUUUUAAAUUUCAAGUUGUUAAACCAUUAGAUGUGAAAACAAAAUUUUAUAAUGCAGAAUCCGAUGAGGUGUACCUUGAGGCGCAAAUACAAAAUCUUACAGUAGGUCCUAUUUGUUUAGAAAAAGUGUCAUUGGAAUCGUCUCAUUUAUUUAGUGUAUCAACAUUAAAUAAAAAUGAAAAAGAAGAAUCUAUUUAUGGAAAAGUUAAUCUAUUAGAUUCCAAUUGUAGUAGACAAUAUCUGUAUUGUUUAAAACCUCAAUCGAGUUUACAAAAAGAUCCCAAGAUGAUGCAUAAUGCUACCAAUAUCGGCAAAUUAGAUAUUGUAUGGAAAAGUAAUCUGGGAGAAAGAGGACGACUGCAAACAAGUCAAUUACAAAGAAUGGCACCAGAAUACGGAGAUUUAAGAGUUGUUAUGAAAGAUAUUCCAUUGAAAGUUUAUCUUGAAGAACAAGUUAAUCUCAAGUGUCACAUAAUAAAUACUUCAGAAAGAAGUAUGGAUUUAUUAUUAAGUUUGGAAUCAAGCGAUUCAAUUGCAUGGUGUGGAGUAUCCGAUAAAAUAAUUGGAACACUAAAACCUGGAAGUUCUAUUGAUGUACCUUUGAGUUUAAUUCCAUUAGAUACCGGUAUUACUAUUAUUUCUGGUUUAAAGUUAAUGGAUACUUUUUUAAAAAGGGUAUAUGACUACGAUGAUUUAGCACAAAUUUUUGUUAAUCAACUAGAUUAAAUGUUAUUUAGGAUCAUAUUUAUAAAAAAUGUAACCUUUUUAUAUAU
Messenger RNA from Polistes dominula (European paper wasp), 1520 nucleotides. RefSeq names its product trafficking protein particle complex subunit 13. The record is from RefSeq and is a predicted model, not a curated record. NCBI's taxonomy places the organism in Eukaryota, Metazoa, Arthropoda, Insecta, Hymenoptera, Vespidae. Gene Ontology annotation, cellular component: TRAPPIII protein complex.